AUGUAUACAUUAUCAAUUGCAGCUCUAGGUCUUUUCCUAGAGCUGGGUAAAGCAGGAUCGUAUGCAGUGCAGAAAUCUGUCUCCGCAACAGUUGGGGAAGUUGCGUCUAUGAAAAAAAUGAGAUCUGGUGACUUGCUUAUCGAGGUCAGUACUCGAAAGCAAGCCCAGAAUAUUCAAAAAGUGAAAGCUCUCGCCACGAUCCCUGUUACUAUCAGCCCUCACACAUCAUUAAACACGUCUCAAGGCGUCAUUACUUGCGGGGAAAUAUUUAACCUCCCUUUAGAUUAUAUUCAAGACGAGUUAAAAUCACAAGGUGUUAUAAAAGUUCGCCGCAUUACCAUCCGGCGAGAAGGACAAAUACUCGAAACCAAACAUCACAUCCUCACUUUUAAGUCACCAAAACUGCCAGACUUCAUAUAUGCAGGUUACAUCAAGCUACCUGUCCGGCCUUAUAUCCCAAACCCACUUAGAUGUUUCAAAUGCCAGCGUUUCGGGCACUCGAAAGCUAAUUGCCGCGGAACUGUUACUUGCGCUCGUUGCUCUGAAAAAGGGCAUGAAAGCGAACAAUGCUCGGCUCCAGAGAAAUGCGUAAACUGCAAGGGCGAGCAUACUUCUUUCUCCCGGUUAUGUCCACGCUGGAAACUGGAAAAACAAAUCACCACUACCAAAUUUAAAGAGGAAAUUUCAUACCCCGAAGCAAGAAAGAAAGUACUUGCACAGACACCGUUACCCGGUGUAAGCUAUGCAUCCGUGGUCCAGAAAAGCUUUUGUGAAAACUGCAGUUGUGGAAACUGCACUAAGAAGGCGAAGCAAAUAAAAUCUCAAAAAUCGUCGGAUUCUGACACAGAAGAAUCCAUAAACAAUAUUUCUGACUCUGGAAAGCCAGAUAAGAAGCAAAGGAAAUCGAAAUCUGACAAAUCCCUAAAAUUAAAACUUGCAAAGCGAGGACUGUCAAAGUCAGACCUAUCUUUGAAACUAAAGAAAACUGUUUCUAAAAACUCUGUAGCUUUGGGACUUGCUAGUCAAGGGAUAGCUCAUAGAGAUUUAACAUCCAUUUUUGGAGGCAUGCAAAACUGUCCUGAUCUCAAACUUCAUCCUUCUGAGGAUGAGGAUGAAUUUAGGAUGAAUUGCGAUAUAUCAGCAACACAAACCACUGCCAAUAUUUCCCCUUCUGCAACAAGAAUUUCUUAA
Argiope bruennichi is the source of this 1191-nucleotide messenger RNA. RefSeq lists its product as uncharacterized. Lineage: Eukaryota; Metazoa; Arthropoda; Arachnida; Araneae; Araneidae. The transcript is spliced from 2 exons. The record is from RefSeq and is a predicted model, not a curated record. Gene Ontology annotation, molecular function: nucleic acid binding; zinc ion binding. Bases 1 to 1191 code for a protein of 396 amino acids.